This is a messenger RNA of Hypoxylon trugodes, 1808 nucleotides long. RefSeq names its product ubiquitin-protein ligase molybdopterin-converting factor. Gene Ontology annotation, molecular function: ubiquitin-like modifier activating enzyme activity; tRNA threonylcarbamoyladenosine dehydratase activity. Gene Ontology annotation, biological process: cyclic threonylcarbamoyladenosine biosynthetic process. Lineage: Eukaryota; Fungi; Ascomycota; Sordariomycetes; Xylariales; Hypoxylaceae. Bases 200 to 1726 code for a protein of 508 amino acids. The record is from RefSeq and is a predicted model, not a curated record. The transcript is spliced from 3 exons. Gene Ontology annotation, cellular component: mitochondrial outer membrane.
UUUCUCAAAUUGUAAAAAUAUUUUUUGAGAUUGCCUGAAGCACACUCACAACCAAUCCUUCCGAAAUUCUUUAGAAAUGUAGUACGGCCUAGAGUAUUUAAUCCAUAUUAUACUAAUUCAUAUAUCAUAUACCCGAACCUACGUGAUUAGGUUCAUCGGAAAGCAGCCGAACGGAAUAUCGAGUGUCGCAAGACCCAAUAUGGCGUCAUUCAUAGAACGAGCUUCCGCAAGCUCCAAGGUCCAAUUCGCCGCAACAGCCAUUGCAUCCGGCGCCGUCGUCGUGGGCGCGAUAUUAGGAUACCAACGUCUUCAGCGAGAAGAGCGCGUUCACCAACUCAAAGACUCGAUACCAUCUAUACUCGACGAAGGCGAAGCUUUACGAAGGCUUAAUAGUUAUGGCGGCGCUUCGAAAGCCGAUAAAGAAGACCUACGAAACGAAAUCCUCGCGCGACGUGCACAAGCGGGCGACUACGACGACGAAUUAAUCCUCGAACAACUCGCGCGAAACCGUGUCUUCCUCACGCCGGAGGGACUGGACAAGCUACGCAACUCGUUCGUGAUAAUAGUUGGGUGCGGAGGUGUGGGAUCGCAUUGCACAGCGGCACUGGCGCGGUCGGGCGUCUCCAAGAUUCGAUUGAUCGAUUUUGACCAGGUUUCGCUAAGCUCAUUAAAUCGACACGCGGUCGCCACGCUAGCUGAUGUGGGAAGUCCGAAGGUGCACUGUCUUCAGCGGCGACUUCUAGCUAUUGCUCCAUGGGUGCAUUUCGACUUGCGACAAGAGAAGUUCUGGGAUAAGGCUGCAGAUAAACUGUUAGAACCGUGGAAGAAUGGGCAGAAGCCGGAUUAUAUCGUGGACGCUAUCGACAAUAUCGAUACAAAAGUCGCGCUGCUGAAAUAUUGCCACGACCACGAACUACCGGUCAUAUCAUCUAUGGGCGCGGGAUGUAAGAGCGAUCCUACCCGGAUCAUCGUAGGGGAUAUCGGAACUAGUACCGACGACGGGCUAUCGAGAUCUACCAGACGCCGAUUAAAGUUACUAGGAGUUACCAAAGGAAUCCCGACUGUAUAUUCGACAGAGAAAACCGGGGAGGGGAAAGCAGAGCUGCUCCCUCUUCCCGACGAUGAAUUCCAAAAGGGCCAAGUUGGUGAUUUAGGAGUCUUGCCAGAUUUCCGAGUGCGAAUAUUGCCGGUACUGGGGACAAUGCCAGCUGUGUUUGGAUACACGGCAGCGAACCACGUCAUACUCUCUGUUACUGGAUACCCCCAUGAUUACGUACCGGCAAAGGGUCGAGAGAAGAUGUACGAGGGUCUUCUUGCAGCGGUUCAAGGAGGUGAAGAGAAAGUCCUCCGACAUAUGACGGGCGGCGACCCCAGCAUUACCUUAGGUCUAAAAGUACCAAUUACGACGGCGGAUAUGGCAUUCCUUGUUGAAGAGAUCUUCAAGGGGCGUAGUGCUAUCACUGGACUCACGACUCGAUUGACCUUAAUGAGAUGGCGGAAGCCGAAGGAUUCCAUUCUGGUAAGAAUAGGGGAGUGUCCCGAUGAGCAAAAGUCUUCGAACGUUAAACUUGAGGAUCUUGUUUGCAUGACCAAGGAAGAGGGAAUACGGCAUGACAAACAGAUUUUGCGAGGAGACAAGACGCCCGAGGAAGUAUAUGACCCAGUCACGGUAGAGAAGGUCGAGGCGCUGCUUAGAGAUACCGCGAAGUACGAAAAAUAUAGAUGAUCGUGGAUUUCGCUGCGCAUUUCCGAGGCCGAUCCAAUCGUACUUAAUCAUCCCCUAUUCUCUAGGGCGCCGUGAGUACCAA